This is a messenger RNA of Dermacentor albipictus, 664 nucleotides long. RefSeq lists its product as uncharacterized. Lineage: Eukaryota; Metazoa; Arthropoda; Arachnida; Ixodida; Ixodidae. The record is from RefSeq and is a predicted model, not a curated record.
ACCAAGGUUCCCCCAGAAGAACAGCUCCCUAGCAAUGGAGGAGGCAGGUGUCCGCGGUACGGUGGCUAGCCACCCUGCCCGCGGCCGGAAGGCGGACGACGGGGCCCCGAGGCCCGACCACCAGCGCGGGUCGGCCGGCCGAGCCAGCCUGCCGGGCAGCGGGACCGGGUGGUCCCCGGGCAGCCGGCGCCCGCGGCUGAGCGAGAUCGAAGUGCCCCACGUGGCAGCGUCGCCCCCGCGCCCGCCGCCCGUCCUGGUCGGCGAGCAGGUGCGCAACCUGCCCAAGCGCCACGCGCCGUCACUCGUGCAGCGGAUCUCCGACGAAGAUGGCCACAGGCACGUGCGUUUCGACGAGUCCCUGCUGAUGGCUCCGGACGCGCAGUACGAGUUCCAGUGCUUCAUGCUCGUCUUGGCGACUAUCCUGACCUUCGUCCUGGGAUUCGUAGCCUACCACUACUCGAAGUUAGAUCAUCGUCGUCGUCGUCUUCGUGCUUUACCUUUCAGAUAUCAACCAAGAAUACAUUCCAUCCACGACCACUACGCCAGACAUAACGAAUGCAUCCACGUCGUGGUCCCACUUACGAUAGACCGUGCUGAAGAAUAAUAUUUACAAUCAAGCGUUCUGCUUAUGAUCACGCCAAUUAAAGUAUUUUACCACAUCUUA